Messenger RNA from Erigeron canadensis, 1833 nucleotides. RefSeq names its product DNA polymerase lambda. NCBI's taxonomy places the organism in Eukaryota, Viridiplantae, Streptophyta, Magnoliopsida, Asterales, Asteraceae. Gene Ontology annotation, biological process: double-strand break repair via nonhomologous end joining. Gene Ontology annotation, molecular function: DNA-directed DNA polymerase activity; DNA binding. Gene Ontology annotation, cellular component: nucleus. The record is from RefSeq and is a predicted model, not a curated record. Bases 26 to 1645 code for a protein of 539 amino acids. The transcript is spliced from 14 exons.
UUGAAAGUGCACCGAAUACUCGAAAAUGGCGCCAAAGGCUCGUUCGGAUCCUAACGGAAUAUUCUCCGGAAUGGUCGUCUUCCUCGUUGAUAACGGCGUUCAACGACGUCGUUUACAGAUAUGGCAGCAAAAACUAGUACAGUUGGGAGCAAUCAUAGAAGAAGAAAAUUUGACCCGAAAUGUCACUCAUAUAUUCGCACUUAAUUCGGACUCACUUGAACAAAAAUUUGGCCCUAACUUAUUACGCCGAUUCAAAGGGGUCAUUCUUCUUUAUCAAUGGUUAGAGGACAGUUUGAGGCUAGGAGAGAAAGUUAGCGAUGAAUCAUACACAAUCCAGUUGGAUUCAUGUCAAAAUUCCCACAGUAACUCCUCUAAAGAGAACCCUGUUGAAUCUGCUGAUGUAAAAGAAUCAAAUGCAAGUCAGUUACACCCUUGUAAAAAGCUGAAGUCCUCACCCAAAAACUCAGAAGGUUCCUGCUCAGAAAUAAAAGAUAAGUCAUUUAAUGACUCAGUCGAUGGUGCUUCACGCAUUGUUUCUAGCUUUAAAGAUAAUUCAAACCUUGGGAGGUCUCCAAGCAUUAGCCAAGUCAACCCUCCUGCUCAACAGAGCUCUGUCAGUGCACCAGAUGCUACCUUGCCAUAUCACCCUCCCGACUUAAAUAGAAAUAUCACCGAAAUAUUCAGCAAGCUUAUCAAUAUUUAUAGAGCUUUGGGUGAGGAUCGACGGUCCUUCAGUUAUUACAAGGCCAUUCCAGUUAUUGAAAGGUUGCCAUUUAAAGUUGAAAGUGUGGAUCAAGUCAAAGACUUGCCUGGUAUCGGGAAAUCAAUGCAGGAUCAUAUACAUGAGAUUGUGACGACUGGGAAAUUGUCCAAGUUGGAACACUUCGAGAGUGACGAAAAGGUACGUACAAUUAGCUUGUUUGGGGAAGUAUGGGGCAUUGGUCCAGCAACCGCAUUGAAACUGUAUGAAAAAGGACACAGGAGUCUGGAUGAUCUAAAAAGUGAUGAUACAUUGACGACUUCACAACGAUUGGGGUUGAAAUAUUUUGAUGAUAUUAGAACAAGGAUACCACGUAAUGAGGUGCAAGAGAUGGAUCACUUGCUACAGAAAGCUGCACAAGAUGUUUUACCUGGAGUAAGUGUUGUGUGUGGGGGAUCAUACAGACGUGGAAAGGCUACUUGUGGGGAUCUGGAUAUUAUAGUUACACAUCCUGAUGGAAAAAGUCAUAUAGGUUUUCUACCAAAGUAUGUUAAUCAUUUGAAAGAUAUGAACUUUUUAAGAGAGGAUCUGGUCUUCAGUAUUCACAGUGAGCAGGAUACUGACUCUGGGAUUGAUACAUACUUUGGUCUUUGCACAUAUCCUGGUCAGGAGCUUCGACAUCGUAUUGAUUUGAAGGUAUACCCAAAGGAUAUAUAUCCUUUUGGGCUAAUACAUUGGACGGGGAAUGAUGUGGUGAACAGAAGACUGAGAAUACUUGCAGAAUCCAAAGGGUUCCGACUGGAUGACAAUGGACUGUUCCCUGCAACUCAUGGUUCCGGAGGAAAAAGGGUCAGCGCCAGUACAAGCUUGAAGUUCAACUCUGAAAAGGAAGUGUUUGAAUUUCUUGGAUUUCCCUGGCUCGAACCACAUGAACGGAAUAUUUGACUUGUGACAACCUGUUGCAAACUUACUGUUAAUAUUGUACGUAGGGGACUGUUUGUAAGUUAAGGUUGUUUUUUAAAGACAAACUUUGCAGGCCAUAGGUUGUUUAGCUUAAUCUCAUACUUGGCGUUUUUGUUGUUUAAUAUAUGUACCAUAGGUUGUUUGAAUGAGUAACUUCCUUGUUUUAACUA